Phanerochaete carnosa HHB-10118-sp is the source of this 3072-nucleotide messenger RNA. RefSeq lists its product as uncharacterized. The transcript has 5 exons. NCBI's taxonomy places the organism in Eukaryota, Fungi, Basidiomycota, Agaricomycetes, Polyporales, Phanerochaetaceae. The record is from RefSeq and is a predicted model, not a curated record. The coding region runs from base 153 to 2804 and encodes 883 amino acids.
CCUCGAUUCCUCCUCCUCCUCUGAUACCCAUAAUUGACACUCGUUUCAAACGCUUGGAUACUCAAUCUUGACGUAACUUAUAUACCUGUAGCUUCCUGCACGACUUUACGACUCUGGAAAUCUGUCGCCAGUACUUCUAAUUACAACCGACGAUGGCACAACCACUAUUCAACGAGCAUCCUCUUCAGGAGUACUUUCAAGAGACAGGCGAAGACUCAGAACCUAUGCCCGGAAGCGACGCACAGUUCAUCGUAGAGGCGGGUCCCAGGGACCCGCUUCCUCAGGAAUCGGUAGCUGCUCAGCUCGUCACGAAAGCCCUGCAGCGCGUACACGACGUCUACAACUCGCUGUCUACGCACCGACCGAGCUCAUCAAAUACGUUUGCGGAACGCUUCAAAUACGACGUCAUAUCAUCGUCGCUCCUGUCGAUAUCACUAGCUGCUUCGCCGAAUCCGGCUCGUCGGACAUUCAAGCCAGAGAUACCUGGUCGUCUGCGUGGUUCCGCAGGAGGCCAUUCAAGAGCUUCGAGCACGACUGAAGAUGACGAAGCUUUGUCACAUCAUUACAAAACGGUUGAAGAGUCAACGAACGUACGGGGCACGAUAACCGUCGUCUCAGUGGCCGUCGUCGCUUUAGCAGCAGGCUACGAGUUUCUCGGGCUCUUGAUGCUUGCGAGCGUCCUUUACUUCGCAAAAGCGGUACGGCCAAUACAGGACGUUGCGGAUGCACAUGCGUUGACAUUAGAUGCACUAAAUGAGCUCAUCUCAGCGGGAAAUGUGUGGGACUCGUCAGUUAACGAAGUCAUGAGCAUUAUUGAGAAAGAAGAGCGCAGUCCAUCUUCGGGUAACUUCUACGGACCUGCAAGUCCGUUGUUUAGCCUCCGCAUCGCUCUGCAGACCUCGCUGCAUACUACGCAGAGCCAAUGCGACAAUGUCCGUCAGCUAUUGUCAGCCCUCACUUCGCCACCACAGCUCGCGCAGCUUUCUGAAAUGUAUGCGCCUGCAUCCCCUGUUAAGCCCUCUUUCUUCACUGCCGAGCAACCACGUCCGCUCUCGGACCCAAUAGCGGCCUGGAGACGGCGAACAUUGUCAACGCCUGCAAAGCAAGCUGCGAUAAACAAGCGUGCAACGUGGAGUCCCUCCCGAAGCUCCCUAGCAGCUGCUGCGGAAUUGAACGGGAAAGGACGAGCGGAGAAGCGGAGAUCUGACGCGGGAUCCGUCUUCUUAGCACCCGGCGUGCCAUCCUCGAGCAUGAGCGCCCCAGCCACCCCGCUAUCACAACGGAUGCUCGAGCAUGUCGAAGAGGAAGAGCAGCGCGACUCAGACCCCGAUUUGGCUUAUACCAAAGAAGAAGACGUCUUCGGUGUUGCAGCAUUAAAUAUGCAGCGGAGACGCAGGAUGCCUGGUAUGGAGACAUUCAGUCCUCCGCCGCCAAGCUACUCCAGCACAAUCCGCCCGCUGUUUGACCACCAUUCGCUUGGUCAUAGUCCGCAUAACUCUAUUUCGAGUGUCUCUUCUCCCUCGCGAUUCACGCUUCUUCAGACCAAUCGCCACCCACUAUCUUUGUCGUCACUGCACCUUGCUCUCCACGGUGCGCUCGGAGCGAAGCGUUAUGCCUGUGCUCACCUGCUCGCUCUCCGUUUCGAGGAAGACGCGGACGAUGAAACGUAUUGGGAAGACGUGCGCUCUGUUAUGGCACUCCUGACGAGUACCUGCCAAGAUGCAUCAGCCAGUUUGCUAUCGGCGCUUGACGAAGCGGAGAAGAAACGCAUGAAGGAUGAGCGUCCAAGCACCGAGUCACUGCUGGGCAGCUCGCGCGAGAGCAGUCUGUCACCGGAAGCUCCUAGCAAGCAAUCAGUAUCGCGAUCUGCCAAGAUAAUGGCUGAAAUGAUUUCCUUCGCACCUAUACCAAGUCAUCUCACCAGGUUUGCGACGCAUGUCGACGCGGUAUCGUCAGCACUGAACGACGCGAGGGAGCACUUAGAGCAGUGCGUGGUCUCCAUACGUGAAGACAAGCACCCGGAUACAUCGUUACAACCCGCCGGCGUUAAUUACUCGCUCGAUCCUUUCAGCGCUGAAGGCAACAGCGAGAAUCCCGCCCUACAGGCGUACGACAGGUUGCGCAAAGAACUUGGGUAUGCUCUGCGGGAAUGCGAGCGCGGACGGGAACAGCUUCUAGCUAUUCUGGUGCCUGCCAAGCCUGAGCCGGAGACCGACGAAGAAGACGAGUUCGCCGACGCACUUCCACCUCUCGCGCACGAUCUCAGUAGCGAAGACUCGACCAGCCCCGACUCUGCGUUCUCGGAACGGAACAGCACCUUCGAGAUCGCGGCACCCGACCUCGAACGCACGCCGCAACCGCUAGACGAUGCAACUGAGCGCCUGUUAAUGGACGCUUCGUCGCAACACCUGCCGCCAUCGGGUAUCGAGCAAGUCUUUGAGGCGGACACGGGCGCCUCGUCUGGCUUCACACGCGAACGCUCAAAGCUGUCGCGUGAAGAGCGCAUCCAACUUGCCAAGGCGCGUAGGGAGAGCGGGUUAGCUGGGCUUGCUGUGUACGUUCCGCAGGUCGAGGUGAAGCCCCAGCGCGAGCAGUGGGGCCCUGGCGGAGAGGUUGUACAGGAACUGAAGGACGUCAUCUGGAAGGUCGGUGAGAAGCGGCGGAAAAUGAGCGAACGCGCAGGUAGCCUUGGUGCAGUGCAAUACCCGCCCAGUCUACCUAUUGAUGCGUGCAAGUCGAGGCAUGAUGUGGGCGGCGUUGAUGCUAUGUCGUCGCCAGCUGCAAGUGUUGAGAGCGUGUCAUGAUACGCGUGUCAUAGUUUGGGUCUUUGGGUUCCAUAAGCUACCUUAUGGCUAAUAUUUCGCCUUUCUCAUCACAUAUAUAUUGUUGCGUCUGCACUCUUCCCAUGACAUGAGCACUAAGUCUCUACCUACAUUUUAUAUACAUUUUGUCUCUCUCUCGCUAGAUACUAAAGACUUAUUGCUUAUGCCAUGUACCCACCUCCAGGGGAGCGAGCUCCACUCGGUAGGUGCGUAUGAUGUAAGUGCGCCUUUAGCCUUCGCAUAUCUACUC